UUUCGCUAUUUGUGUAUACAUUAUAUAUUUUUAUCAUCUAAAGCAUGAUGGGAAGGAAUUACAGAAACUUCUUAAAAUAAAUCGUUUGUAAAACAAAGAGCAGAGUUGAGUAGGAGUGUGUAUUUUAUCAAGAUGGUGAAUAUUUUGCUUGAGCUAUCCGUAGCCAUUUUCCACAUCGUUCUUUUAAUCCUCAUUUUUAUCUAUAAGCUUGCUACCAAAAAUCAUGAUUACUGGAAGGACAGAGGCAUUCCAUAUGUCAAACCAUUGCCUUUUUUUGGAUCCACUUUAGAAAAUUUGAAGAAACCUCUUUAUCAAGUUCAGAUAGAAAGGUACCGUCAGCUGGGACCCAUUCAUGGAUUCUUUGAAGCCAACACGCCCAUCCUCACCAUUGGGGUUCCUACUCUUUUAAGAGACAUCAUGGUCAAGGAUUUCCCGUCUUUUACAUCCCGAAGAAAAGUUGUGACUGGCGAUAAAGUGGUCGACAAGAUGUUGUCCAUCGUCCAAGGAGAUGACUGGAAAAGAAUUCGAAGUAUCAUCACGCCCACCUUUACAACGGGGAAGCUAAAGAGGAUGUUGAGCAUUUUCAAGGAUUGCUCCGAAACUUUAGUGAAAAAUUUCAAGGCCGCUGCAGAAGAAGGAAAACCUGUCGAUGCGAAAAGAGUAUAUGGAGCUUUCACCAUGGACGUGAUCGCCAGCGCAGCCUUCUCCACUAAAAUUGACUCCCACAACGACCCGGAUAACAAAUUUGUGAAAUCUGCCAGAGCAGUGUUCGGCGGAAGGCCUGGAAUGUUAUUUGUUCUAUUUACGCUGUUCCCCAAAAUGGUGAAACUGUUUCGAUUGUUCCGUCCCUCAGCCGCCAGACCCACGGAUUUUUUCAGAGACAUCACUCUCCAAAUUGUUGAGCAGAGGAGGAAGACUGGUCAGGCGAGGAACGACUUUCUUCAACUUCUGCUGGACACGGCGAAGGAGGUGUCGGAAGAAGAAAAGUGGGACGAGGACAAAGGAGACAUCGACUCUAACUAUGCAGAACAAAAUGCUGGACAGCAGAUGUUUAAGACAGUCUCUUCUAAAAAACUUUCGAUGGACGAACUGGUAUCCCAGUGCGUCAUUUUUUUCUUGGCCGGCUAUGAAACGACGGCUUCCACUCUGUCCUUUGCAAGCUACCUGCUGGCUCUGAAUCCAGAUGUGCAAGACAAACUUAGAGAAGAAGUAGACAAAGCCAUUGCAGAAACGAAUGGAGAAUUGACUUAUGAAACAGUACAGAAUAUGAAGUAUCUGGACAAUGUUAUAUCUGAAACUUUACGAUUAUUUCCGCCUGCAGUGAGGCUAGAGCGUUAUGCUGAUGCCGACUACAAACUGCCGGGAUUAGGCCUCAAAGUACCAAAGCAAAUGUGCAUUAACAUUCCUGUGUACGCCAUGCACAGAGAUCCAAAGUAUUUCCCGGAUCCCGAGCGAUUUGAUCCGGACAGAUUCACAGCUGAGGAAAAAGCCAAGCGAGACCCUUUCACCUAUUUGCCCUUUGGAGCUGGCCCCAGGAACUGCAUUGGAAUGAGAUUCGCUCUCCUGGAGAUCAAGGUCUGCCUUUCGUACAUCCUCUCAAACUUCAAGAUCAAGAGAUCUCCAAGAACGAAGGAUAAAUUGGAGUUCCAGUUAGGAGUAACAGGAUUGUUGAUGCCAAAGGAAAUACUCGUUGAGAUGGAAGUCAGACCGGUCUCUCGUUUGGUCAACUGAUGAAAUCCAAAGUUCACCAAAGCUAGAAUACAUCGCUUUGCAGACUUCUACUUUGCUCAAAUUGAAUUCUGUGAUUUUUGUACAUUUUAUUCACUUUUUGAUAGAUUUUAUUAAAAAAAGCGCAUAUCGAA
This is a messenger RNA of Argiope bruennichi, 1862 nucleotides long. RefSeq names its product cytochrome P450 3A21-like. Gene Ontology annotation, molecular function: steroid hydroxylase activity; heme binding; oxidoreductase activity, acting on paired donors, with incorporation or reduction of molecular oxygen. The transcript has 14 exons. The coding region runs from base 133 to 1731 and encodes 532 amino acids. The record is from RefSeq and is a predicted model, not a curated record. Lineage: Eukaryota; Metazoa; Arthropoda; Arachnida; Araneae; Araneidae.